AUGGGCAGUACACGUCCAGGCGGCACCUGCUACCAACUCGCCAGUCAACAGCAGCACAUGCCGCCUGGAGACACAUCCACUUCACAAUCGGCCAACAACAACAACAACAACAACAACAUUGAAUGUCCUCCUUUGUCAAGACCAUAUCAUUCCACGCCGAUACGCAAUAGCAUCCGCACCACCCGACACCAUCAUCAAUUACAUGCCGAGGAGUGCACCAUCAUUCCAUCAAACACUACCGGCCGGAGGUCGAAACACACGCGAGAAAGCAUCGACUUCUCCAUCUCCUCCACGACAUCUCCUCCACAACGUUUUGUUCCACGCUCCUCUCCAUCGAUCGUCGCUCUCAAAGUACGGAAGACGCUGCUCGACAUGAGAUUCCGUGACUGGCUGCAUCUCGUCGUGGCUAAAGAAGACGAGGAAAGCGUCCUCCCGCCUGUGGAAUGUCUCUUUGAAUAUCAAAUCGAAKCGGUUUGCCCUUUUGGUGACAUCAUUUUGGUGGUCAAGGAUGAACGUGACUUUCUACCCACCGCAAGGUUCCAGGUCUCCUCCUGCAUUCUAGCGAUGUCGUCCAAGGUUUUCAAGAAGAUAUUCACCAACCCAAGGCUCUUCGAGGGACAGAGGAUGCGCUCGCGUAAGCGAGGUGAAGUGCUUGAGUUCCACAUUACAAAGUCUCCCUCAGCUAUGAGACACUUCCUCAGGCUCCUACACCAUACAGACCCCCUUGGUCCCGACGACACAAGACCCCUCUUGCCCUCGGAACUACUGGACCUCGCCAUGGUCGUCGACUAUUACGACUGUGCUGAUGCCCUUCGACUUCCCGUCGACGCACUGCUGGCCAAGUACGUGGGCAGAGAAUGUUGCAUGCGCGACCACCUCCUCACAGCAGCUUUCAUGCUAGACCAGCCGGAACACUUCCGACGCUUUACGAAAGAAGUCGUAUCGUCGAUAAUCAUGCUCCAAGCAAAGACUUUCGACCAGCAAUGCCUCGAACUACUACCUUCUAGCCUUAUCCCGUCACCGUCCAUCCAACAGGGUAUCGCCCKAGAGAUGCUAUCAAAUCAGGUCAUAGCGCUGAUCCAGAAAUUCACUGCGGCCUGCGAUGUGGUAGGCAAACCAGAGCUUGUUCCUGUCUUGCUCGCCGAAUUGGAGGACAAGGAUCUUUGCCCGCCUACUUUCGACGGCAUCGGCGUUGAGGUUCUGUGCCAGCAUGUCGAGACGGUCAAUUUACCGCUUGUCUCUACCGAAUUGACGAUCGAGACUCCUGACGAGGGUGAUGGCGAGGAACUUGUGGCGUGGUACGGAGCUCCCAGGAACAACACUAUCUUGAAGCAAAUCAAUGCCCCGACGCAUCACGAUCUCAAGGACCUGACCAAAAAAGUACGAGAAUUGGUUGUUGGCGUGUGUUUGGACUGCAUCCGGAAGAAGGAGUGCCGGAUCCCUCACCGAUAUCGUUGGGCAGAUACGCCGUUGGCAGUAUACAGGAGAUACAAUGAGGACCAGUACGAUGUACUCAUGGACUCCAACAACCAUCCGAGAAUUUGGGAGGAUGUCUGGUAG
Molecule: messenger RNA, 1560 nt
Organism: Ramularia collo-cygni
Lineage: Eukaryota; Fungi; Ascomycota; Dothideomycetes; Mycosphaerellales; Mycosphaerellaceae
Exons: 3
Coding region: 1-1560 (519 amino acids)
Molecular function (GO): protein binding
Source: RefSeq, a predicted model, not a curated record